This is a messenger RNA of Linum tenue, 393 nucleotides long. NCBI's taxonomy places the organism in Eukaryota, Viridiplantae, Streptophyta, Magnoliopsida, Malpighiales, Linaceae. The record is from the annotation of a GenBank genome assembly.
AAUCUCUUAGCUCAAUCAACAGAACCUGCUCCCGAAGAUUCAAGAAGCAGUCGAGUGAUUAACCAUAAAAAAAAAAGCAGCCGAGAAGGAAGGCUUGCCGCCGACGGGAGAGGGAGGAGCGACCUCGCGAAGCCGGUGGACAGAGGCGGAGGGAGACGGCGUUCGCGCGGCGGCGGUUGGAGGCGGCAGGCGGCGCGGCGCGGCGGGUGGUGGAGGCUGUUGCAUGCAGGUCGCGACGGUUGGAGGCGGAGCCGUGGAGGAAGUUAUGGUGGCGGUGGAAGGAGGGGGAGCAAAGGAGGCAGGGGAGGGCGGCGGCUGGUGCUGGUGGUGGUGGUGUCUGUGGAGGUGAGGGGUGGAAGAAUAGAAGGUUGAUGGGAGAAGAAGAGAUCUAGG